UUUUUUUCUUUCCAUCCAUCUUAAGCAGUGAAUUAGCCCACAUCAAAAAUAGUGGCAACCUAAAUUCGGCUUUACAAUAAAGCACUAGCAGAAACAAGACCACCUUUGUAACAUUAUUGAGUUGGAUUCUGACUAAUCAGGAGGUGUUGAUUAAUUUUCCAUAACGGCAGCUCUGACAGUAGUGCAGCUGCAAAUCAGGUUUAUAUUUUAGCAUAUUUGACCAGUGCUGCAAACCAUGUACGCCAUCUCUGUGUACACGGAGGGAUAGGUAGAGCUGUCUAACUUCUUUGCUCAAAAGAAUGACCUUUUGGAAGUCUCGUCCAUUGUUCAAGGACACACACUUUUGGUCUUGCUGUUUAAUGUUUUCAGGAGCAAGCCCCUUUCAUAUUAAGUACUUGGUAUCACUAUACUGAUUACAGUUUUUGUUACAUCCAGUCCCAGGAUGUGGACCUGCUGUUUAAAUGACGAUUUCGGUCAAAGCUGAAACAAUUUUGCCACCUUGUGGAUAUAUUAGUGUACUACAGCUUAACUGUGGCACUGUGUGAAAUUAUAAGACCAGUGUUUUUUUUUUUUUUUAAAGCAUGGUUAAAUUUGUUAAAUGUCAAUCAGCAUAGAACACAAAUGUACUAUUUUGUGGAAAGUAGGCAAGAGAGAAGCAGAUAUACCUGAUGAAUGUACAGUAGGUAACAUAUGUAAGGUAACAGUAAAAACACCAACCUUUUGAUUUCUAAAACCACUCAUCAGCGCCACUUCCUGCACCUUCCUCAAUACCAGCUCAUGUAACAUGAUGGAGCUUUGAAGAGACAUAAUACAUUAUAUACUCACCAUUCACUUUAACAAAAAAAUAAAAAACAUCCAGUGAGCGGCAGUUCCACAGGCAGAAGCGCCUUGUUGAUGAGAGAGGUCAGAGGAGAAAUAGACGGCCGGAUUUAAAGUGACAGGAAUGCUAAGGGAACACAAAUAACCACUCUGUACAACCAUGCCAAGCAGAAAAGCACCUCAGAAAGCAUGUCUAAUACUGAGGGUAACGAACAAAAACUGCAGAUCACUACUUUGGGUUCCACUCCUGUCAGACAAGAACAGGAAUCUGAGGAUACAGCGGGCACAGCCUCAGUGACACGGGACAGUUGCAGAUAAAGACCAGACGAGUGUGAUGAAGGUUGAAAUGGAUUUAAAUACCUAAUAAUAGACAUAAUCCUAUUUGUUUUGAAAUAACCUUUAGAUGGAUUUGCCUAUACCCAAGAUAUUUUCACUCGCUAAAAUGUUUACUCUUGAAUAUCUUAAAUCUCGGAAUGUGACAAACUUGCCCCUUUUAGCAGAUACUGUGUUUUGCUAUUCUACACCAAAGCUGCUAUCUCAGCCACACUAUUUCCUGCCAUUACCCACCCAGUUGGAGGCUCUCAUUAAGCUGUAACAACACAAGCUUUGUUUGAACCCUUUGAAAAUGCUGAUAAGGACAUGACCGUUAUUUCCAUGCCACUUCACUUAGGAGUCACUCCAAACAUCAAAUCCAUCUUCCUCUUCAAGUUAUUUAACAGCAGUUCGUUUGGAAAAACAACUACGACCAGGCUGCCGUAUCCAGUUCUACUCCUGGAAGUAUCCACGGACCUGUAUGAUCUUCUGUUGAUGAAACGACUGAAAAACAUCUUCAAGGACAUGAUUUCUGGAAUAUCAACUUUGUCAAGUAACUUCUUACCUCUGGAAGGCUUAAUAGGACUGCAUGGAGCUUCUCUCCAGCUGCAUCACUUUGUUUCUUUCACCAUAUGAUUUGUGGCAGUUUGCCAGACCUUGACCAGAUCUUGGAUGAUCUUGACCAGAACAAACUGGUCUACUACACCACAGACUCAUAAAGCUUUGGGAAGUCCCAAAAAACCUUUCGUUCCCACCCUCAACCAUGGCUGACUGGGGUUUUCUCAGCGAACUGUUCAGCUCCCUGCAGGCACACUCACCCAUGCUGGGUCGUCUCUGGCUGCUCCUCAUGCUGGUCUUCAGGAUGCUGAUCCUCGGUACAGUGGCCAGCGACAUGUUUGAUGAUGAGCAAGAAGAGUUUUCCUGCAACACCUUGCAGCCAGGAUGCAAGCAAGUUUGCUACGACCGCGCCUUCCCUAUCUCCCAGUAUCGCUUCUGGGUCUUCCACAUUGUGCUCAUCUCCACCCCUGCUCUAGUGUUCCUCAUGUAUGCCAUGCACCAUCACAAGAAGCACCAGGUCCUCCCACAAGGCUCCACCAUCAGCAUUCUUGAAGCAAAGCAGGACCUCCACCUCAAGCGUCUCUACCUUAUCAACGUGGCCUUUCGGAUGGUGUCUGAGGUGGGGUUCCUGUUCGGACAGUGGAAGCUGUACGGCUUUCGUGUCGAGGCUCAUUUCUCCUGCAGUCGCUUCCCUUGUCCCCACACUGUGGACUGUUUCACCUCCAGACCUAUGGAGAAGACAGUCUUCUUGCUCUUCUACUUUGUCAUCGGAGUUGUCUCGGCCAUCUCCAGCCUGGCCGAAUUCAUUCACAUCAUCUUCAAGUGGUUCAUGAAGAGCAGUGAUGGGGUAAAGUCCUUGGUUUGGGAGAAUAUUGAAUUUCAGGAAGAGGCUGGUAAGAAGUAUUUGACCCAGCAUGAGAACCACCAAGCAACUGCAGUGAAGCCAGGCAGAACCAGGGAAGUGCUGCAGUUCCCUGGAAGGACUGGUAGGACCGGUAGGUCAAGAACCAACACUGGCUCAAAGAAAUCCAGUAUCAGAUGCAAGAGCCUUGGAGAAAACCGCUACCAGAAAAGUGCCGAACUGAUAGUGUGAGGACCAAAAUUUUCAAAUGUUAAGUGGUGCAUAAGUCUUUAUUUGCUGCAUUUACACAUUCAUAUAUUUGCCUAAGAAUUUAAAUAAAGUCACAUGUGGCAAAAACAAAUUGUCUGAAUGUAACCAUAGUGCAAAUUGUGUAUAAUAUUUACAACCCUUCAGUACAUCAGCUAGAAUUCUGAUUGGUCAGGUGUUGCUUAAAUAUUUAUUUUUUUUUAUACGAACAGCUCUGACAGUAGUGCAGCUGCAAACCACAGGAUUAUAUUAAUGUGCUUGCUUUAUUAUACGCUCCACAUAAACAGACUAACAAAUAUGUAAUUGUUGAUAUGGUGAAGUUUUCUGUAAGAUGUUUAAUAAACAUUUAUGGAAGGAGUCUCUAGUUUCAGCACUUUAACAGUCAGUUUUCUAAGCUUUCUUGUAUUUCAGAAAGUCAAGACAGAGGAUACUAUUUACUUGUUUCGUCGAUGUU
Messenger RNA from Pangasianodon hypophthalmus (striped catfish), 3251 nucleotides. Its product is annotated as gap junction delta-3 protein. The record is from RefSeq and is a predicted model, not a curated record. Gene Ontology annotation, biological process: cell communication. The transcript has a single exon. Gene Ontology annotation, cellular component: connexin complex. The coding region runs from base 1895 to 2782 and encodes 295 amino acids. Lineage: Eukaryota; Metazoa; Chordata; Actinopteri; Siluriformes; Pangasiidae.